Molecule: messenger RNA, 1289 nt
Organism: Hippocampus zosterae (dwarf seahorse)
Lineage: Eukaryota; Metazoa; Chordata; Actinopteri; Syngnathiformes; Syngnathidae
Gene: ankrd22
Product: ankyrin repeat domain 22
Exons: 6
Coding region: 230-805 (191 amino acids)
Molecular function (GO): protein binding
Source: RefSeq, a predicted model, not a curated record
CGCGAGCUACUCCCAAUUUUGGGCGUCAAGUUGGACAAACUUGAAGGCCGGGUUGGAAAGCUGCAUUUGGAGUUACAUCGAGUGGCCGUCAAAUCCGACCUUUAAACGACGCAGCCUGUGAAAUUUGGACACAUCCAAAGUCUUUUAUUUUGAAAAGGAUGAGCUAUUUUAUUUAGAAACUGCAGGAAGUGUCGCUGACGUCCUGUGCGUUUUUUUGGGGGAAGAGGACAUGGGCAAGGUGUACUCGCAGCCAGCCUGUCAGUUUGCGUACGACAGUGACAUCCAGCAGCUUUUCUUCCUGGUGGACCGCGACCCGAGCAGCAUCAACGCCCGGGAUGACGCCACCGGGGACACGCCCCUCAUCGCCGCCUGCCGCGGUGCUCAGCUGGACGCGGUCACGUUCCUGCUGGGGCGCCGCGCGGACGUGCGCGCCAUCAACAAGAAGCAUCGCACGUGUCUUCACUACGUGGCCAAGCAGAACUUUUCCCUUCUGGACCACCUCAUCAUCCUCCUCCUCAUGCCCAUCCUCCUUCUGGGAUACUUUCUCUUGUUACAGAAGCAGAGGCGCAACGAGGCUCUGAUGAAGGAAGUUCUGGACAGCGACGUGGACGUCAACGCAGCCGAUUACAAAGGCAACACAGCUCUGCACUACGUUUGUCUAAGGAAACGACACCAUUUAGUUCCUCUGUUGCUCCUCCGAGAUGCCGACCCCCAUGCCAAGAAUCACGACGGCGAGUCGCCGCUGGACAUAGCCGUGAGGUUAAAGUUCACCAAGGUGGUGAGGCAGCUGAGGAAGACGCUGUGACGCAAUCUGGGCCGGAGGGUGGAUUUGGCGCCGCCUUGUGGUGCGAGGCAAUAACGGCAGACUUGUGAUUUUCUUUCCAUUUUGGUCGUUAUCAAACUACUCAUUGGCCGAGUUCUGAUUUGAAUUCCAACAUCUUCUUCAAAGGUUUUUCAAAUUCUUCUUUCUUUGGCCAGUUCAAUCUCAUUCGCAGCCACGUGGGCCAGCUCGAAGUACAAACUGGUUGCGUGGAUAUUUUAUCGAAAAUUGUGAUCCCCAAUGCAAGAUAUCCUUUAUUUUUCCCGCAAUGGUAAAUUACAAUGUACAGCAUACAUUUUCUUUUCAAAUGUAUUUAUUAAAUCAAUCAACAAUGUAAAACGUAACACGUGACAUGCCAGCUGCAUUCAGCAUCACGAUGCUAAAAACCCGAGCCAGACCCAUUUUCUUGUCCGCUGUUGGGCAGAUUAAAACGCCAACUCGACCGGCGAAUAAAAACACGUCAACAAAA